GACCUCUAGAGGAUCAAAGAAAUGGCAGGGGUCUGACCCUCGGGAGGUUUGCAAGAGGAGAGAAGGGUCUCUGAUGAGGCUGCAGCAGCAGGUUGAGAGCAGGUUUUGCCCAGCUGGCCCUUACUGAAUGGGAGACGGGUUGUUCCCUGAGAGUGAGAGUUGGGUCAGCCCGGAGGGGCCUCCUUGUGGCUCCAGCUGCAGAUAGUGGGGAAAUGUGUCUGCCUCAGUCUUGACGUCUCCCAGCCGCCGACGGGGAUGCUCCCCAUCUCGGUUCAUUGAAUUACUGCUGUUCACUGUUGGCGCCUGGGACGUUGCUGUACAUGUUCUCUGUUCCUGCCAAGCGCUGUUAUCUGAACACGGCCUCGUGGGUUUCUGCCUCUGCUUAAUUGCAUUCCCUCUCCUGCCACGCUCUGGCUCUCCACCUCGAGGAUUUCUACACCUCCCCCAGGCUUCCUGCCUCACAGUGAUUUAUCCCCCUGGCAUCUGGAACACUCGCUCGAGAUCAGAUCCUCUCAGGAGGUGGUGUGAAAGACUUAUCUUCCCAGCUAGCUUGUAGGUUCUUCGAGAGCAUGAAGAGGCAUUUGUGUCCUCCCGGGGCUUUGCCCAGUACCUGACACACUGGGUUUGAUGAAGUCUCGUUUGUGUGUUCAUUACCAACUGAAGAUUUUCAUCUUGCAGUAUCCCUAAUUUCCAUUAAAGGCAUGUUUUCGACUGGCCUUGUUUUGGGUCCUGGUCCCGUCCCAGCCUUGAUCACAGUAAUCUGGCAUUGCCCACUUGCCCUGAAGCUUCUGCCACCUCCCAAGUGUAAUGAAACUCUCUCUCAGAAAAAAAAGACUAACCUACACCCAAGUUAGGGCUCCAACCCACAACCCCAGGAUCGAGAGUUGCACACUCUUUCAACUGAGCCAGCCAGGUGCCCCAAGGUUUUUUGUUUUUGUUUUUUCUUUUUUCUUUUUUAAGGUAGUCUCCAUACUCAAUGUGGGGAAGAGUCACGUGCCCAAAGACUGAGCCAGCCAGGUGCCCCUCGAUGCUAACAAAUUUUAGAGUCAGCACCUGGCCCAGAGUGCCUCAGGUCCUCUCCUGGUUGGUAACAGAUUGGAGAGUAUGUCAUCCUGUUACAGAGAGUUGGGGUCAUUCGACGUGAUUUCCUGGUUCUCACCCACCUUGACUCUAUGAUAGACUAUUUUUCUGCUCACUUUCUGGAAGUUUCUUUUAACUCGUUCCCAUUGGCUUGGUUUUCUCUUCCUGGAGAAGCUUAGUGUCUUUUUUAUGCUUGGAGAGUUCACUGUGUUCUCCACUUUAUGGUUGGGUGGGUUUUUUUCUUUUUUUUUUUUUUUGUUUUUUUUGUUUUGAUUUUUGAGUUUUGUUUUAAAUUACAAAACUACAGAGAAGCAGAAAGAAUGACCUAACAAAUACCCAUGGAGUUUUCCACCCAAGUUUAAUAAAUGGUGACAUUUGGUUAUCAUGUCAUUUUUUCAACCAAGGAAAAUCAUUACAGAUCAGUCAGAAGCCCAUCUUGUUUCUUUCCCAGGCCCUUCCCUUACUUCCCUAGAGGCAGCCGCUCUGAUGAAUUCCAGUGGCUGCACCAGCUUGCAUUCCCACCAACAAUGCGAAAGAGAUCCUCUUUCUCGGCAUCCUCGCCAACACCUGUUGUUGCCUCAGUUGUUAGUGUUAGCCAUUCUGACAGGUGUGAGGUGGUAUCUCACUGUGGUUUUGAUUUGUAUGUCCCUGAUGAUGAGUGAUGUUGAGCAUUUUUUCAUGUGUCGGUUGGCCAUCUGGAUGUCUUCUUUGGAGAAGUGUCUAUUCAUGUCUUUUGCCCGUUUCUUCACUGGAUUAUUUGUUUUUUGGUGUUGAGUUUGAUAAGUUCUUUGUAGAUUUUGGAUACUAACCCUUUAUCUGAUAUGUCGUUUGCAAAUAUCUUCUCCCAUUCUGUCGGUUGCCUUUUAGUUUUGCUGAUUGUUUCCUUUGCUGUGAAGAAGCUUUUUAUUUUGAUGAGGUCCCAGUAGUUCAUUUUCGCUUUUGUUUCCCUUGCCUCCAGAAACGUGUUGAGUAAGAAGUUGCUGCAGCAUUUUUGUGUGUUUUUAAAUCUUUUAAAUGAUGUAUCACAUGAAUGUAACUUGCUCUUUUCACUCGCCAUUGGUUUUGAGAUCUAGUGGUGAUACCAUGCACAGCACUGUCCUAGGCACUGGGAAACAGCUAAAUAAAGCAAUUCAGCUUUAUUAAGAGCAAUAAAUUCCUUUCCUCGCUGAGUUUUCAUUCCGUGAGGGGCUCGGGGGGAAGGAAGCAUAUGUGGUAUGGAUGGACCACAGUUUAUUUAGCCCUUCCCCUACUGGUGUGCACUGGUUUAGUAUUAACAGUGCCGCAGAGGACAUCGCUGUGUGUCUCCUAGCACAUAGGCACUGUGCACAUGGUUUGCAACCUUUUCUCAAAGGGCCAGAUAGCACAUUUUUUAGGCUCGUGAGCCAUACAGUCUGUCACAACUAUUCACUUCUGCCCUUCAGAGCAGCUAUAAAUAAUAUGCAAAGAAAUUAUUCAAGAACGCUGGAGUUUGAAUUUCAUAUGAUGUUUACAAGUUAUGAAAUAUUCUUUUGUUGCCCAUCCGUUUAAAAAUGUAAAACCCCUUCUUGACACGAGGUGUACAUAAAUUGGCUCACGGGCCGAGUCUGCAACAAAUGAGUCACUCCACAGCCCUUAGAAAGAUGCUCCAAGUCCAGCACCAGAUGAAAACAGGAAGCAUGAGGGGAAGUUGCUGACCAGUUCUGGCCAUUAAGAAACACCAGGGAAAGCCUUUGGAAGCUGGAAGGCUGAAUGACAGCUAAGGGUCUCCAGAGCCAGGCCCUUUGCCCCAAGAUCAUUUUGGUCCAGCUCAGCCUGUGCGUCAUGGCCAGUAACUAGCCCUGGCUCUCUACCUGGUCUUUAUUCUCCCAUGGGUAAGGCCGAAGUCUGGAUUGAGCCAUUAUCCAAGAGGUACAGCUUAUCUGAACAGGAAGGUAGUGUAAUGGGAACAACAGGGGCUUGGGAAGCCUGACUGCAAUUCCUGCCUGGCUCCACCGCCUGACCAGUUCUGUGAUCUUGGGCAAGACCCUUCACUUGUCUGAGGCUGUCCCUUGUCUAUAAUGAGAAUAAUCCACAUCCUUCCACUUGGUUUGUAGGAUGAAAUGACAAAAGUGUAAUGGAAGGUACCUGACAGAUAAGAGGUACCCAAUGAUUGCCAGCCAACAUUUGGAUUUUCUCCCUGUGGAAUGGAUGCCAGAACACUUCCUGGGAUGGGCCACUCACUUCCCCUGGAAGCCGCCCGCUCCAUCUUCUAACACUUGUGACCGCUAGUCACUUCUGUUGAUCUGGAAACUAGCCGGCUGUGGCUUUCACUCCCUGUCCCACGUCCAGCCCUUGAGACCAGGCAACAACCCCCUCCUUUGAUUCCCCAAUCAAAACAGCCUGUUUUCUUCAAAUUGUGAUCUUUGAGCCCUCUCACCAUUCUGGCCACCCAACCAAACACCCUACACACUUGGACUGUCGAUAAAGACAGGAGUCUGGGUCUAGAACUUCCUGGCCAAAGGUGAGGAAGUCCAAACAUUGAUUAAGAGAUUUGAUGGUUGAAGCACUGGGUGGCUCAGUUGGUUAUGUGUUUGACUUCAGCUCAGUUCACGAUCUCAGUUUGUGAGAUCAAGACCCACAUCGGGCUCCAGGCUGACAGUGUGGAGACUGCUUGGGAUUCUCUCUCUCUCCCUCUCUCUCUGCUCUACUCCUACACUUGCACGUGCUCUCUCGCUCUCGCUCUCACUCUCUCUCAGUAUAAAUAAGCUUUAAAAAAGAUUCCAUGGUUAAGAGUUUAAGACUGUGGCACAGGGCAGACCUUGGUUCUGCUACUUGGGUAGGUUACUUAACCUCUUCAAGGUCAUAUUCAUCUUCUGUAAAAGGGGAAAUGGUUCUAGUACCUUCCUCCUGGGCUUGUUGAAAGGAAUACACCCAAUAAUGUAUGGAGAGUGUGCGGCACAACAUCUGAAGCCAGCUGAGCCCUCUGGAGAUUCUUUGGGGGACGGUAAAGGGGCACGUUUUGCAAAUGAGUCUCCUGACCUCCACAGUUCUAAACCCACCCCUCUGCUCCCACAGAGCUGGCCAUACACCUGGUCUCAGUCAGUGCUUGGUUGCCAACUGCCUAGCCUGAGGUGGACAGGAGACCAGAGGCAAGAUGUGAACAGAUCGGAACGUGAAGUCCCUAGGGGCCAGCUGUGGCCACCAGGGGGCACCCCAGCCCCAGAGGUGGCCUCACCCAGGCAGACACACCUACUCCUCAUCCAAAGAAAUCUGUUCCUUGGCCUGAGGUGAGGUAAAUUGGGACAGAAAGUGACAGCCUUGGGUGUGGUCGGUCAGGCCCCAAGUCCUGUGGGAAACCCUCAAGCCUGAGGCAGAGGCCUAGACUAACUGUGAGUCUGACUCUGCUAUCCAUGACCUUGGGCAAGGCACUUUCCUCUCUGGCGCCGGUUCACUGGGGUCAGAACAGACUCCAAGACUUGCCUGGUUCUAGGAUUUGAGGCUGGGGCAGCUUCUUCUGUCUCACUCCCAGCCUUUCUCCAGCUCAGGGCAGCACACACUCUGACUGGCAGUGAACCUGGCCUGGGAAGCCAUGUGUCACAGACGCCCCCAAUUCCAAAGCGCUGGUGGACACCAUUGGAGGGAGGCGUAGUGCGGGAGGAGGAGGAAGGGCAGGGUCAGGUGAACCAAGAGACUCAGAGCCUCAAAGGUCUUGCUUCAUUUGGGACAGACAUCCGGUUUCCUCUGGUUUCUGCCAGGAUUCUGGGGGCUUAAAGGAAUGAGUCAUGGAGGGGGAUUGGGGGGUUCCCAGCUAACCAGUUUGCGACAGGAGCCUGGGAUGAUGCCCAUCAAAGUGUGGGGUGGAGAUGGGAGGCAAGACCCCAAUGUCCCUAUCUCAGGCCCCUGGCCCAUCAGGAGGGGACUCAGGAAGACAGCCUCCUGGACUUUGGGGGGUAAAACUAGCUUCUUCCCUCCCAGAAUUUGGGGCCUAGGGAGCAGGUGGCUUGAGAAUCCCAAGGGAGAGUGCCAGGGGACUGCUCCAGCAGAUCCAGGGGAGGGAGGGAGGGGCUGCCCAGAGGCUGGCCUCUUCCCCAGUCUGACCAGCCUCCAGCCUCCAGCCUCCAGGGCUUUUAUCAGUGGCUCGGCCUUUGUUCAGCGGUUCUGAUCAAACACCCUGGGGCAAUUCGGGCCUGGGUGGGGCUAAGGGGAGGAAGGGAGUUUGAAGGGGACUGGACGUCAAAGAAGGAUCAGAGAUUCCACAAUUUCACAAAACUUUCGCAAACAGCUUUUUGUCCCAGCCCCCCUGCAUUGUCCUGAACGCCAAAUUUGCAUAAAGUUAUUACUAAGCCUUAGUCGUAGCACCAGGUAAUUUCCUUCCAGGCCUCCAUGCGCUUAUGUAUAAAGGCCCUCUGGAGCUGAUCCCUGCCAGAGCCCAGAGUCUGCAGACCCACCCAGACCUCCUGCUAAGCCUGCUGCCCAGAGCCCCAUGAAGCUGACCGCCCUGCAGCUGCUGCUGUGGCACAGCGCACUCUGGAUGGUGCAAGAAGCCACCCCCUUGGGCCCUACCAGCUCCCUGCCCCAGAGCUUCCUGCUCAAGUGCUUAGAACAAGUGAGGAAGGUCCAGGCUGAUGGCGCAGCGCUGCAGGAGAGGCUGUGUGCCGCCCACAAGCUGUGCCACCCUGAGGAGCUGCUGCUGCUUGGGCACGCUCUGGGCAUCCCCCAGGCUCCCCUGAGCAGCUGCUCCAGCCAGGCCCUGCAGCUGACGGGCUGCCUGCAUCAACUCCACAGUGGCCUCUUCCUCUACCAGGGCCUCCUGCAGGCCCUGGCAGGGAUAUCCCCCGAGUUAGCCCCCACCCUGGACACGCUGCAGCUGGACAUCACCGACUUUGCUAUCAACAUCUGGCAGCAGAUGGAAGACGUGGGGAUGGCCCCUGCAGAGCCGCCCACCCAGGGCACCAUGCCAACCUUCACCUCGGCCUUCCAGCGCCGGGCAGGAGGCACCCUGGUUGCCUCCAACCUGCAGAGCUUCCUAGAGGUGGCAUACCGUGCUCUGCGCCACUUCACCAAGCCCUGAGCAAAACCCUCCCCCACGAGUGUAUUUAUCUUUAUUUAAUAUUUAUGCCUAUUUAAACCUAAUAUUUAAAGACAAGAAAGAGCAGAAAGGAGCCCUGGACUCUUGGGUCCUUCCUGCCACCUCUGAGUUUCAUUCUCCUGCUUGUAGCAGGGAGAAAAUCUGUCCCCGGGACUGGGAGGCGGAUAGGUAAAUACCACGUAUUGAUUUCUAUGACUGCUCCCUGGCCUGGCUCUGUGGUGGGCACUGGGAAGAACCCCAGCGAACCCCUUAGCCCAAGGGUACCCACCUUGAGGCCCUCGGAAGCAUCCGGAAGUCUCCCAAGUGGGAGACAAGACAACCCUGUUUAAUAUUUAAACAGCAGUGUUCCCCUACCGGGUCCUCCCUCGCUCUGGCCUCACCGAAGUGCCUGGUGCAUGCCAGGUGGGCUAGGCCUUGCUUCUCACGUCCCCUUCCCUACACAGUAAAGCCCGCAGAGGCAGCCAGAGCCGGAAAGCUUGACCCUGGGGUCCCACGAAUUCGCUAGGGAAUCUAGUUUUCAAGAUGUUUUGGGGAAUAUUUUGACUUCCAGUAUGGGGAGCCGAGGCAUGGCUGACAUUUCUCAUCUUUCUGGAUGCCUCGUAGCGACAAUGACAGGCUCCUAAUGCCUGCCCCACCCUCACCAGGGUCAGGAUUCUGACUCCUCAAGGGCCGGGCAGAGAGUCACUUACCGGCCUCGCUGAAGGGGGACUGGGAGUGCGGGGCCUGUGUGAUGGAGAGGAACGUUCAACUCUUCACCCUCCACCUCUGCCCCCACUUUCUCACUGUAGCCAAACUGUGAUAAUAAAGUGUUUUGUUUGUCUCCAGUAAA
This is a messenger RNA of Neofelis nebulosa (Clouded leopard), 6956 nucleotides long. It is a transcript of the gene CSF3, whose product is annotated as colony stimulating factor 3. Gene Ontology annotation, cellular component: extracellular region. Gene Ontology annotation, biological process: positive regulation of cell population proliferation; positive regulation of myeloid cell differentiation; immune response. The transcript has 6 exons. The record is from RefSeq and is a predicted model, not a curated record. Bases 5522 to 6109 code for a protein of 195 amino acids. Gene Ontology annotation, molecular function: growth factor activity; cytokine activity. NCBI's taxonomy places the organism in Eukaryota, Metazoa, Chordata, Mammalia, Carnivora, Felidae.